UUUAUCUUUAUCUUUUUCUCUCUGCAACUCUGGCUGGUUUUUUAUGUGAUUCUCCACCAUAUUACCAAAAACCCUUUACAAAAAGAUUGAAAGCUUAAGCUCAAUAAACGCCAUGGGUUUCUCUUCUGUUCCAGUCUAUCUAGAUCCCCCCAAUUGGCAGCAGCCACAAACUCAUCAGCAAGCUGGAGUUAUCACCAGUGAGAGUCAUCAUUAUUCUCAGCUUCCACCACCACCAGCAGCGGCGGCGGGUGUUGGUGGUGGUGCAGGCGGUAUUAAGCCUGGUUCGAUGACUGAACGAGCCAGGCUAGCUAAAAUACCCCAGCCGGAGUCGGCUCUGAAGUGCCCUCGUUGUGAAUCGACGAACACUAAGUUUUGUUAUUUCAACAAUUACAGCCUUUCUCAGCCUCGUCACUUUUGUAAGACCUGUAGACGAUACUGGACUCGCGGCGGCGCUUUAAGGAAUGUUCCGGUCGGAGGCGGUUAUCGAAGAAACAAAAGAAGUAAAGGAAGUAAUAGAUCAAAGUCUCCAACGGUAGUUUCUGAACGUCAAACCGGUUCGACCUCGUCUUCAGGUACACUUGCUGCCGAUGGUGGCACUGAUAUUUUAGGCCAUAUGAACCUAGCAGCUCCGCAAUUGCCACUAUUUCCGCCUUUUCAUCAUCUCGUCGACUAUAAUUCCGGGGAUAUCGGGCUGAAUUUCGCCGGAAUUCAGCCCGAUAUGACACCGACUGGCGGUGGAAGUACUAGUGGUACUAACAUGGAUUUUCAAGGCUCAAAUGGAUUAGUGGAACAGUGGAGAUCACUGCAACAGGUUCAACAAUUCCCAUUCUUGACUAGCUUGGAGCAGCAUCAAAAUGGAUUAUAUCCGUUUGAAAGCGAAGGUGUCGAACCGUCCCCAAGUGACGGCGGUCAGCAUCCGCUCCGAUCGAAGCCAUUGGAGAAUGCUAUUACUCAGCUUGCAGCUGUCAAAAUGGAAGACGCUCAAGGAUUGAAUUUAUCAAGGAAUUUCUUGGGAAUUUCAGGCAAUGAUCAUCAAUAUUGGGGUGGCAGUGCUGGCAAUUCAUGGACUGAUCUUUCUGGCUUCAUCAAGGAGAAAUCAAGUCACAGAUAAGGAGUUUCCAAUCAAGAAACAACUCUAACUUUUGCUGCUGUUGUUCAUUUUAAUCUUGUUGUGUUUUCUAUAUAGUAUUGUAAUGCACUAAGAAGUUAACUAGGUUUUUAAUUAUUAUGUAAUAUAUAUUCUGGAAAGAGAGAGAGAGAGAGAGAGCGCUUGGGUACCUGACUUAAGAAAUUAAGGUAGA
Molecule: messenger RNA, 1301 nt
Organism: Hibiscus syriacus
Lineage: Eukaryota; Viridiplantae; Streptophyta; Magnoliopsida; Malvales; Malvaceae
Product: dof zinc finger protein DOF3.6-like
Exons: 3
Coding region: 113-1111 (332 amino acids)
Biological process (GO): regulation of DNA-templated transcription
Molecular function (GO): DNA binding; DNA-binding transcription factor activity
Source: RefSeq, a predicted model, not a curated record